UCCAUGCUUCCUUCAAGUCUACAUUCUGUUGCCUGCCUCUCUCUCUCGCACUCAUUGUCCCUUGCCUUCGGACCACUGACACCAAACACAUACAUAAUCGCUCCCUUUUCACCUUUGUUUUCGCCAUCGUGUUCUUCAACGUUGCCAUACUGUCGGGCCCUCGAGAUUCCCCCGCGUCAUCAUCUUACCAGCCCAGGAUUCCUUCUGCGACUUAUCUUGCGACCUUGUCUCCCGGUCGUGCCUCGAUCUACCGGGAGCGUUGUUGAGCUAUCGAUCACCUGUCAACUUGAAGGAUUCGAGAUACCUGCCAGGGUCGACAACCUCUUCCCCCGCACAGAGCAUUCGGCGAACAACCCGAUCUCACCACAUUCCGCUGCGUCGAAUCGUCGCUGUUCACACCCCAGCCACGACGACGGCCGAGAGCACACAAAGUCUUGUCGCGUCAGACUUGAACACCGCUCUUCUAGACGGACGCUAGUCGACGGUCGAAGUCUGCUAGACAGGUUGCAGGUUACAUAGCUCUACACGAAGCCUGAAUCCCCCACCCCUGAUACCAAAAGGUCAUCCACCAAACACCAUCUCAUUCUCAGCCUGUCCGCCAUCCGCCGCCUCCUCUGGUACCGGGCUCCUUCAGCUACCUUGCUAGUACGUACCUUGGCGACUUUUAUUAGUCUAUGGGACGACCCCCUUCUCGUUUCCCCCCAGUCGUGGAAGUCAUUCAGAUUUCUGAGGCACCCUCACGGGCCAUGUCAAAGUUGAUGCCGAGCCGUCCAAACCACCAUACCCUUUCUCUCUUAACACCAAGCCUGUCCCGUCGCAAGACAUGCCAGAAUUUCCGAACAAACAGUUGUUGAAAGUCGAUCCCUGAUCCCCUUGCCUCCCAUCCUUCUCUUCGCUGCUCGCGUCCGCGAUUUAUCUCGUCCCGAACAAAGGGCACGCACACCACCCCCAAAUAACCCUCUCCCAUUGUCUCGGGUCCCUCCUUGUCAUCCGCUCCAGUGGUUUUCUAUCCUUUUUUCCCCCUCCCAGUAUCCUCCUCUUCUCCAAGACAAGCAGCGCAAAGUUUGCUUCCCCAUCAUUCGUUCUCGCCUCCCCGCUUCCACACCUCCAAACAGACCGACGUUUUCGUCCAACAUCUUCCCUAUCCAGAUUGUCUCUCUAUCCACAAGCGGCUCGACCGCUCCCCACGCCGCACGCCGCUUCGGGACUUUUCUGAUCUGACGGUUGGAAACAGACAAGCCUGGCUGCCAAUCAGGGACGUCAUCGCCGGCAUUUUGGUCUUGGUGGAGGGGUCCCUGAUUAGAAUUUUCCAUCCCUGGAAAGCUCACUGACGUUGAGAAAGCCAAGGUUUUGGAUUUGGAUCGCUUCACGUUGCCAAUUCGCAUCGCCGUCAACUUCUCGGCAAGUCAGACGCCCGUCACUGAGGACCUUCCUCCACGCCUGACGGCAGUCGACUUCGUGUACGCUCAGGUUCGAACAGUUGACUCGGGCUGGCGUCUGUUGGGUACGAAGCGCAACAAGCAGAUAAUUCACGUCCACAAUGAAUUCGCCGCCAAACUCAUUACGCGAAGAACAACUGAGAGAUCUCUUGGUGAAGUCCGCUCGCGGCCCGCCUUCAGACCAAGAACCCCCCGAAAAGCGGCUUAAACUCGGCGGCCCCCCUUCUCCGGCAACCUCAGGCCCGGCCGUCAUGUCACCGCCCGGUUCCACCGAUACAGCUAUCACUGUCGGUUCUCAUAAUGGCGAUGAGUACGACACCGAGAGCUUGACCGACAGUGUGAGAGAGCACAUGUACGAGAACCGACUACGAUAUCACGCCUAUCGCGCAGGACGUUAUGCAUUUCCCAACGAUGCUAUUGAGCAGGACCGCGACGAGAUGAAGCACAUCAUCAGCAUUGAGCUGAGUGGGAGGUACUUCUUUUCCCCUGUCGAUGACCUGAUGGCAAGAGGCGCCGAAGUCCUGGAUCUGGGAACUGGACCCGGUCACUGGCCUAUUGAACUCGCCGAUAUGCAUCCCAACUCUACGUUUCUCGGCAUCGAUCUAUCCCCGAUUCAGCCGAGUGAAGUGCCUCCCAACUGUCACUUCAUGGUCGACGAUAUUGAGCACGAAAAUGGAUGGGAUUUAGACGAAGAGUACUUUGAUUUCAUCCAUCUGCGACAUACCCUGCACUCCAUUCGCGAUCGCAACGAUCUCAUGCAACGCGCCUAUAGGCACCUCAAGCCUGGUGGUUGGUUUGAAAUACAAGAACUCGAGUUCUUCCCUUUGUGCGACGACCAGUCCUGCCCGGACGGAGAUGGAUACGGCUUCCGAGUCUUCACGCAGUACCUCGACGCGGGAUUAAGAGUGCUUGGGUCAGAAAUGCAUGGGAUUCGCGCCGCCGCUGAUGAGAUGCGGGCCGCUGGUUUCGAGAACGUGGAAGAGGACAGGAGGAAAUGUCCCAUCGGCGACUGGCCAGCAAGGCCUGAGCUGCGCGAGUGUGGCAUACUGAUGCGGGAAACGAUCUUGGAAGGUCUCAAGGGUCUGGCGACAAGGCCUUUCAGAGCCCUGGGAUGGACCGAGAUACAGAUCGAGAUGUUCUUGUUGGACGUCCGGUCGCACGUCAAGGAAAGGGACUUCCACUCCUAUCUGAACCACAGGACAGUCUAUGGAAGAAAACCGCUCGACGCGCCGAAGCCAUGAGUGGCGAAUUUACGAAGAAAAAGAACCAAGAGCACGAAGCAAGACUGACGACACGAAACGAGCGAGGCGACGAGUACGAAUGAGAUCACCGAUCACCGCAUACCGAUAAAGGCGAUGUAGGGUUUUUUAGAUUUGGGUUUCUGAUUUUCCUGGGAUUGGACGCCUCCUAUCCCACGUUGGAUGUGCUUUGGUGUCACUGGGGCAUUGCAUCAAAGGGUUCAGCCGGCGGGCUGGCAUCAUUAUCAUUAUCGUUAUCAUCAUCAUCAUCAUCAUCAUCAUCAUCAUCAUCAGCAAAACAACGGCACUGCAUCGGUUUGGGGAUCUCUCGGUGGGUUUUGGGGUCUAAGGACAGCUGGAGGUAGCUUCGGCUUUGGCAUGCCGUCAUCGAAUUUCGGCUACAGCGGGCGAUGGGGGAGUUUUUUGUUGGCUUUCUACUUCGAGGAAGUCAUGAGAUGAUUAGGACCAUGGCGGCCUCAUUGACUCCAUCAGCUUCUGAUAGGCCUGGUGUAUCUUGCCGUUUCAUCCCGCCAUAUUGGAGUAGUCCGCACGAAGGGGUUCGUUUAUUGAACAAUCCCUCAAAGUCGACGAAUAUUGCGGAAGUGGCAUGUCUAUAUUGCCCAUGAAAAAUAUAUUGCAAAGCCUCUCAUCCCCGAGGGCUCAUUUUCAGUUUUCUA
Colletotrichum scovillei is the source of this 3354-nucleotide messenger RNA. Its product is annotated as methyltransferase domain-containing protein. Gene Ontology annotation, molecular function: methyltransferase activity. NCBI's taxonomy places the organism in Eukaryota, Fungi, Ascomycota, Sordariomycetes, Glomerellales, Glomerellaceae. The record is from RefSeq and is a predicted model, not a curated record. The transcript is spliced from 4 exons. Bases 1541 to 2680 code for a protein of 379 amino acids.